AUGGCUUCGUUUGCGGCUUUUCUUGAGAUUUUACAAAGGCCCACCAUUGGAGAAGUGAUUUUUGAGCUGCUCGAGUUCAUGGCGCCCAUUUGGGUGGCGAUUGUUGUGGGCGUCUUGGUGGGUUGGGCGUGGAAGCCCAAAUGGGCUGAUAAAUUGAAUGCAGAUUUUCUUGAUCAUACUUCCGAUAAAGUAAGAUCAAAGACAUCAGCUAUUAUUAACCCAUUUCCACAGUUUGCUGCUUCAAUCCCGGGCUUGAGCUUGUCCAAACUGCAGCUGCCGGCCCCCGGAUUUUCUUCGAUUUCAGAUGAUGGGCUUGAGAAGGAUAGUUCACCCUCGCCUUCAGUUUCCGAUUGCAGCUCGUCCAAGGCGAAAGCCGAAGAAUCGAGCGUUGUGAAUGAAGACGAUGUGAAGCAUUUGCACAGAUUAGUUGAAGAAAAAGAUGGAGGCCCUUCUUGGAUAAAAAUGAUGGAAAGGUCCACACCCAAUAUGAGCUAUCAGGCUUGGAGAAGAGAUCCUAAGACUGGACCACCUCAGUAUAGGAGUCGAACUGUGUAUGAAGAUACCACUCCAGAAAUGGUGAGGGAUUUCUUUUGGGAUGACGAAUUUAGAGUAGAAUGGGAUGAUAUGCUGAUACAUGCCAAGACCUUGAACGAGUGCCCCUCGACUGGGACAAUGAUGGUUCAGUGGGUGCGUAAGUUUCCAUUUUUUUGUAGUGACAGAGAGUACAUAAUAGGCCGGCGGAUUUGGGAGUCCGGACGAACGUAUUAUUGCGUAACAAAGGGUGUGCCGUGUUCCUCUGUGUCUCGUUGUAACAAACCAAGACGUGUCGAUUUGUACUAUUCAAGCUGGUUCAUCCGCGCAGCCGAGUCAAAGAGAGACGGCAGGCUAACCGCAUGCGAAGUUGUUCUCUUCCAUCACGAGGACAUGGGCAUCCCUUGGGAGAUUGCGAAACUCGGUAUCCGCCAUGGCAUGUGGGGUGCUGUCAAGAUGAUUGACCCGGGCCUGCGGGCCUACCACAAACAUCGGGCUUUGGGAGGCCCACUCUCCCCGAGUGCAGCCAUGGCCCAAAUCAACUCCAAAUUUAGUGCCUCCGAUGAUCCUCUGGAGUUGGAGGAGAGCCCAGGCAAGGAUCCGGGAGUCGGGCCUCAGCUUGAUUCGGACAAUAAGCCACCGGGCAGAGGCGGCUUUCCUAAGAUGCUCGUUGUGGGUGGGGCCCUUGCCCUUGCUUGCACUCUGGAUCGAGGGCUCUUGACUAAGACCCUCAUAUUUGGUGCGGCAAGAAGGUUUGCGGGUAGGAGCUUGUGA
Messenger RNA from Striga hermonthica, 1305 nucleotides. The record is from the annotation of a GenBank genome assembly. Lineage: Eukaryota; Viridiplantae; Streptophyta; Magnoliopsida; Lamiales; Orobanchaceae.